AUGAAGUCUCGAUUGGCGGAUAUCGAACCAUACCCAUCAGACACUGAUUCCCCGCCAGCAUACGAAGCUGCUGUAACUGGCGCGGGCACUCAGGUUGCACCUCCAAAAGCACAGCAGUCAAGCGGUGCAGUGACCCUGACCAUAAAUGGCAAAUAUAUUUACUCAUCUGCCUCCCCUGGUGAGCAGCCAGUCUAUAGUCUCACCCACGCUCUAGACGGCCACGAGAUAAGCCAAUAUGGGGUCCUGUUAACACGUAUCGAACAACGGACGGUGUCUUCAGCUUCGCAAAGCGGGCCAACCACCAAGACGGUGAAACGCGAUGUUUUUGCGCUUCGUGAUGCGCCGCUCCUUCACAUAGGUCACGCGCGUUACGAGAUAGAUGGCCGGCGAUAUUUUUCCGAUAAACGAGGUCAGAUGAGUAGGAGUUCCUACGGCAUCAGAUCGGGGUGGGCUGCUUGGGGCAAGGGGCUGCCAUCUUUCGUUCUUGAGCGAUCCGAGAGCGGUAAUGCUAGCACGGCCGGUGAGACAACUGGUUCGUCGUUCUACGAAUGGCGUGAGAAGGAAAAUGGUCCGUUAAUUGCGAUGGAAACGCGAAGACGAUGGGACAUGGACAGUAAAACGGAGAUAUCCCCGCCCAAGCUGGAUUUGAUAAAGAGUUGGAAUGAUUUCGAUAGAGAGUAUUUGGAUUUUAUGGUUGCUGCUUGGUGCAUGCACAAUUGGCGAGAGGCCAAAGAGGUCACAAAAGAGCCCAUAACUUGGGAUGAACGUGAGUCGUAUCAGUAUCUUCCUCUGCAAUGGGGGUAUCGUUAUCUUGAAUGCGUAUAA
This is a messenger RNA of Arthroderma uncinatum, 825 nucleotides long. RefSeq lists its product as uncharacterized. Bases 1 to 825 code for a protein of 274 amino acids. The transcript has a single exon. The record is from RefSeq and is a predicted model, not a curated record. NCBI's taxonomy places the organism in Eukaryota, Fungi, Ascomycota, Eurotiomycetes, Onygenales, Arthrodermataceae.